Drosophila kikkawai is the source of this 2126-nucleotide messenger RNA. RefSeq names its product Ribosomal protein S6 kinase (gene S6k). Gene Ontology annotation, molecular function: ATP binding; protein serine/threonine kinase activity. The record is from RefSeq and is a predicted model, not a curated record. Lineage: Eukaryota; Metazoa; Arthropoda; Insecta; Diptera; Drosophilidae. Gene Ontology annotation, biological process: peptidyl-serine phosphorylation; signal transduction.
GUAGCCACCGUCUGGCCACUCUAGCACAUCACCUCGUGUUCACUCGCAAACAAAGAAAAAGUGCAUUUUAAUUACUGAUUACUGCAUUGCGAUUAGGCAGUGGCGAACAAUUGCGUACUUGGCGGAGCAACAAAUUGCAGGGCACGCGUGGGCAGAGCAGUUAUCGCAGCGAGCGUGUGUUUGAGAGCGGCACAAGUGCGUGUUGGUGCGUGUCUCCCGUGCCCGUACGGGUGUGCGUGUGUGUGUAUUUGUAUUGCUUUUGCCAUUAACUAAUAAACAAUAACCUUCGGGGCCACGAAAGCUGCCCCGCGCCUGUUCCGUUCUGUUCUAUUCCGACCCGCGGCGAGCGAGGAGCGGAGACUAAAAUAAAACGCUUCCGCAAGCGCCGUGCCUCGCGAGGUGGAGCGCCAGCCAGCCAGCCAUCGAGCAACCAGCACCAGACUAGGGCACUUCCACAGGCCAGAUCGCACAAAUGGCGGACGUGAGUGAUCCCAGCGAGCUGUUCGACCUGGAGCUGCACGAGGACGACAAGGCCAGGGACUCUGACGACGACAGGAUCGAGCUGGACGACGUUGACCUAGAACCGGAAUUGUGUAUUAAUCUGCACCAGGAUGCCGAGGGACAGGAGACAAUACAGCUCUCCGAGGAGAAUGUCAAUCCGGGCAAAAUCAAGCUGGGUCCUAAGGACUUUGAACUCAAGAAGGUUCUUGGCAAAGGUGGCUAUGGCAAAGUAUUUCAGGUGCGCAUGACCGCUGGACGAGAUGCCAACAAAUACUUUGCGAUGAAGGUGCUCAAGAAGGCAUCAAUAGUGACCAAUCAAAAGGACACAGCGCACACACGCGCCGAGCGCAAUAUUCUAGAGGCAGUCAAGCAUCCUUUCAUAGUGGAGCUGGUCUACGCCUUCCAGACGGACGGAAAAUUAUAUCUUAUCCUUGAAUAUCUAAGCGGCGGCGAGCUGUUCAUGCAUUUGGAGCGCGAGGGCAUCUUUCUCGAGGAUACCACUUGCUUCUAUUUGAGCGAAAUCAUUUUGGCCCUGGGCCAUCUACACAAACUGGGCAUCAUCUAUCGCGACUUGAAGCCCGAGAACAUUCUUCUGGACGCCCAGGGACACGUGAAGCUCACCGACUUUGGUCUGUGCAAGGAGCACAUACAAGAGGGUAUUGUCACCCACACCUUCUGCGGCACAAUUGAGUACAUGGCACCUGAGAUCCUGACCAGAAGUGGCCAUGGCAAAGCAGUGGAUUGGUGGUCACUGGGCGCUCUCAUGUUCGACAUGCUUACGGGAGUGCCACCCUUCACCGCCGAGAAUCGAAAGAAGACCAUCGAGACCAUUCUGAAAGCCAAGCUCAAUUUGCCAGCCUACCUCACACCCGAAGCCAGGGAUCUGGUGCGUCGCCUGAUGAAGCGCCAGGAACCCCAGCGCCUGGGCAGCGGUCCCGAGGAUGCGGCGGCUGUUCAAAUACAUCCAUUCUUCAAGCACGUCAACUGGGACGAUGUCCUGGCUAGACGCCUCGAGCCUCCAAUUAAACCGCUUUUGCGGAGCGAGGACGAUGUCUCACAAUUCGAUACGAGAUUUACAAGACAAAUACCAGUGGAUUCACCGGAUGAUACAACGCUGAGCGAAAGUGCCAAUUUAAUUUUCCAAGGUUUCACCUACGUUGCGCCCUCGAUACUGGAGGACAUGCACCGGGCCAAUCGGAUGCCCGCGCGCUCCCCCCGACGCACACCACGCCAGCUGCCGGACAGCAGCUUCCGGCUACAGUUCCCAUCCGCCAAUGCGGGCCCCAAUGCCUCAAUGGCCAUGCAUGGCCAUCCGCAGCGCUCCGGAAUGUUCGCCAGGGCCACGCCACCGCACCACAUGCAAACGUUUGCGCCGCGACCAUCGCCGGCGCAGGACGAGAUGAUGGAUGUCCAGCAGGGACUGCCGAUGGUCUAAGAAGGGCGGCUGGCGCUGGUGCGGUCGCUUCCCAUCCAAGCAUCCAUCCAUCCAACCCAUCCAACGCAUCCCACCAACACCGCCCCCGUUCCCCGACAGAGAAAUUGACAGUUACUAUUAUGACGUAUAUGAUGUGUGUGGAGUGUGGAGGACUUGGCCAAGGAUUCGGAAUGAACAGGAGCAGGAGGAG